This is a messenger RNA of Pyricularia oryzae 70-15, 1404 nucleotides long. RefSeq names its product phosphomannomutase. Bases 221 to 1015 code for a protein of 264 amino acids. The record is from RefSeq and is a predicted model, not a curated record. Gene Ontology annotation, cellular component: cytosol. The transcript has 3 exons. Lineage: Eukaryota; Fungi; Ascomycota; Sordariomycetes; Magnaporthales; Pyriculariaceae. Gene Ontology annotation, molecular function: phosphomannomutase activity. Gene Ontology annotation, biological process: protein N-linked glycosylation; mannose metabolic process; GDP-mannose biosynthetic process.
UAUAGAGGCUCCUUUUCUUGACCUCUUUGGAACGCGCCACGAACGACCCCAUAGUUACACACGCAGUACCACACGUUGUGGACUUGACCGCCUCCAAAAAGUCUUGACCUCGUUGUUGGAAUUUCCCCCCUGUCUCUUACUGUUUUUCUCUUGUUUUUCUUUUUCUCUGUCUCCCGUGACUCUCGACACAAAAACACGGGCUUACCACCUGCUGCUCAAAAUGUCUUACCCUCCUCUUGACCAGCGUCCAUUGAAGGACACCAUCUGCCUCUUUGAUGUAGAUGAGACCCUUACCCCGGCCCGCAAGCGGGUCUCGCCCGAGAUGCUGGACCUCCUCUCCCGCCUCCGCCAAAAGUGCGCCAUCGGCUACGUGGGCGGGUCGGACCUAAGCAAGCAGGAGGAGCAGCUCGGCACGUCCGACGUGUCGGUCAAGAAGCUGUUUGACUACUGCUUCCCGGAGAACGGGCUGGCGGCUUUCAAGAGCGGCGAGCCGCUGGCGUCGACCAGCUUCAUCGCCUGGAUCGGCGAGGACCGCUACAAGGAGCUCGUGCGCUUCAUCCUGCACUACGUCGCCGACCUCGAGAUCCCCAUCAAGCGUGGUACCUUCCUCGAGUUCCGCAACGGCAUGAUCAACGUCUCGCCCAUCGGCAGGAACGCCUCGUCGCAGGAGCGCAAGGACUUCAACGCCUACGACAAGGUGCACCAGGUCCGCGUCAAGUUUGUCGAGGCGCUCAAGGAGAAGUUUGCCGACUUUGGUUUGACCUUCUCCAUUGGUGGCGAGAUUUCUUUCGACAUCUUCCCCAAGGGCUGGGACAAGACCUACUGCCUCAAUCACCUCGAGGCCGAGGCCAAGAAGGAGGGCGGCGUCGAGUACAAGACCAUCCACUUCUUUGGCGACAAGUACAUGGAGGGCGGAAACGACUACGAGAUCUACAGCGACCCCAGGACCAUCGGCCAUGCCGUCGACAGCCCACAGGACACCAUGAAGGAGCUCAAGAAGCUCUUUGACCUGUAAGCGACGGGAACGACAAAACGCGGCUAUGGAACUGAUUCAUGGAAUCAAAGUGCUAUACAAGUAUGGCUCUUAAGGCAUGAGGACGUUAAACUUGAUCUUUAUGGACUGGGGGCGCUACGCAGCACAUAUAGAGUGAAGAAUACAAUGAGACAAAAGCAAGAAGAAAAAAAGGACGAUAGAUGCCAGAGCAACUGGCUUCCAUAUACGAUAAAUAAUACCAAAGAACUGAAGAAAGAUCAUUUCUUUUUAUACUAUGUAGGCAACGAAAAAAAAACAGACAACGAAAUCUGCAGUGAUAGAAAGAGGUAUCAUGUGUGAAAUCACCAAAAAGUAGGCAGGAUGGAACAAUACCCAAACACAUGUGUCAUCAGAUUUUACGAAGUUUUGCU